Molecule: messenger RNA, 2406 nt
Organism: Galendromus occidentalis (western predatory mite)
Lineage: Eukaryota; Metazoa; Arthropoda; Arachnida; Mesostigmata; Phytoseiidae
Exons: 15
Coding region: 1-2406 (801 amino acids)
Source: RefSeq, a predicted model, not a curated record
AUGGGUUUCGCUUCGAAAUCUCGGCUACGAUCCUGGUUUUUGCUGUCUGUCGUACUCGCAGCUCUGUCGGUGCUUGUUCUGCAGUGGACGGGUGUCGUCGGCGAAAUCAUCGAUACGGUGCUCCCGAAGACGUCGGAUCCGGAUGAAUUCAAAGACAUCGAGGAGCUGAUAGUGAGCCGAGGUUUCAAUUUUUCACGGCAUCAUGUUUCUAUAUCCGAUGGCUUCCGGAUAGAAAUACAUCGUAUGUGGCGUGAAGAAUCCAGGAACUCUUCCUUGUUACCAAUUGUUUUCGGAGCGCAUCUACUCGGGAUCUCGAACUCCUACGUCAUGGAUGCUGAUCGUAAUGCAUUUCCGUACGCGAACGCUGGCUUCGACGUCUGGCUUCUGAAUGAUCGAGGUUCUCGGUACUGCGAGGAAGAUCCGAAUCUCGAUCCUACACAGCAGGCCCGAAGAAGGCAUGAUUUCACUGUCGUCGACCUAGGUGCCAUUGAUUUGGCCGAACAGCUCGACUACAUCCUCCGCGAAACUGGUCAAAGAAAGGUGAAUUACGUCGGAGUAUCGCAAGGUGCAACGAAGCUUUUUGCUCUCUUGGCGAAGAAGCCGUCCUACAAUCGGAAGAUAGCGAAAGCGACGAGCCUUGGGGGCUAUCGCAGUGGCUGCUACAAUCAUCAAGCGAUGUUCCUCCCCUCCAUUCUGUCGCAAGCUUUCGGCGACUUCUUUUUCGAGAUGAUUUCGAAGACACACCUCCUCAAUCGGGAUAUUUCUUUCAUUUCGAGAAUCCCAAAACCGUGCGAGUUCACUUGCGUCAAUAUCCUGGGUUUCCAAUCAGACUACUAUCUCAACUUCUCCAGGUUUGGAGUUUACGGAAGAUUCUUCCCCGCCGGAACCUCCUUGAAAAACCUCUUAUGGAUGGCUCAGAGCUGGCGAUUCGGCUGUGACGGAAAUAUGAGAGAGUUUGACUACGAUCAUGGGCUCAUACCUCGCCUGCUGAUGAAACUCGGCUUGAGAUCCUCCAAAAACCUCGAAAAAUAUGGGACAACGGAGCCGCCUAUUCUCGACGCGAAGAACAUCGACAUCGAUCUAAAGAUGUACUACUCCGAUGGCGACAUUCUGGUGCCUUUAGAGGAAACCUUCAAAAUACAGAAAGAUCUCAAUGUGCCAGGCAAGAACCUUCACCGCAUCCCUGAUUGGCGCUUUUCGCACUUCAACUUCGUAAUCAGAAAAGGACCGCACGCGAUCGAUGAGCACGGAGAGGAGUUAAUAGUUAGUCGAGGCUAUAACUUCUCCCGGCACGAGCUUGUCAUGACCGACGGUUACCGCAUCGAAAUCCAUCGCAUGUGGCAAGAAAAAGCCAGGAACACUUCUUUGCUGCCCGUUGUGAUCGGAGCGCAUCUUUUCGGAACCUCGGCGAUCUACGUCUCGGACGAUCAUGUGAAUGCGUUUCCGUUCGCGAAAGCAGGCUUCGACGUAUGGCUCUUGAACGACCGGGGUACUCGAUUCGGCAACAAACAUUCGGAGAUCGACCCGGAGAAGUACUCCUACGAUCCUCAUGAUUUCACGGUCAUAGAGCACGGCGUGAUCGAUUUGGCUGAGCAGCUGGACUACAUCCUCUGGGAAACGGGUCAUGAAAAGGUCAAUUACGUCGGAGUUUCGCAAGGCGCGACUAAGCUAUUCGCAUUACUUUCGAAAAAGCCAUCAUAUAAUCGCAAAAUCGCUAAAGCUUUGAGCUAUGGAGGCUAUCGCAGUAUGUGUCACAACGCGCACACGAAGUUUUUCCUCCCGCUUCUACAUCAUUCGAUAUUUGGCGACUCCUUCCUGAAUGUAUUGCGUCCGGGCCAUAACCUCGAUAUGGAUUUUUCCUCAAUCACCAGAUACCCGAAAAUUAGCGAAUUCGUGUGCAUCCACUUUCUUGAUUGCCAGUCGAUGCAUUUCUUCAACACUUCUAGAUUCGGCGUUUACGGGAGAGCAAUCAAUGCCGGCACCUCGAGGAAGAACCUCAAAUGGAUGGUUCAGGGCCGGCGAUUCGGUUGCGAUUCAGAAAUGAUGGAGUAUGAUUACGAUUAUGGGCUUCUACCUCGUCUGUUGACGAAUCUCGGCUUGAGAAGAUCGAAGAACCUCGAGAAAUACGGAAGCCUGGAACCGCCCAGCCUCGAUUCAGAUAACAUCAAGAUCGAUCUCAAGAUCUACUACACUGAUGGUGAUGCCCUCGUACAGCCAGAGGAAACCUUCAAACUUCAAAAGGAUCUCAACGUACCAGACAAGAACCUUCACCGCAUCCCUGACUGGCGAUUCUCGCACUACAACUUCAUAAUGAGAAAACAACCGCAUGCAAUCGAUGUACACGGCCCCAAUUUCUUCAAAGGCAUUGAGUCAGAGUGGAAUCCGAUGAUGAGCGAGGACGUCUAG